Molecule: messenger RNA, 15689 nt
Organism: Columba livia (rock pigeon)
Lineage: Eukaryota; Metazoa; Chordata; Aves; Columbiformes; Columbidae
Gene: ZBTB37
Product: zinc finger and BTB domain containing 37
Exons: 5
Coding region: 290-1801 (503 amino acids)
Biological process (GO): regulation of transcription by RNA polymerase II
Molecular function (GO): protein binding; DNA-binding transcription factor activity, RNA polymerase II-specific; RNA polymerase II cis-regulatory region sequence-specific DNA binding
Source: RefSeq, a predicted model, not a curated record
GUCCAAAGGGCGCGUCGCGGCCGCGGUGGCGGGCGGGGGAGCGAUGAGCUCCGCGGCCUCACGGGCGGGAGUUUUCUUCCGGGGUGCGGCCCGCUCGGGGGGUUUCGCUUCCGGGACGGCGCGGCGGGCCCUUCCCACCCCCGGCAGGGGACAGGGGAAAAAAGUUUUCAGACCUUCUUACAACAUCAGAAGGAAAAAAUAAACCAAGAAGAUACCACCCCCCGUUCCUCCCCUCUGCAUGUUACUCAUAACGUUACAGUAGGGCCGUGCACCUGCCGCUGGGACAGCCAUGGAGAAGAGCGGGAACAUUCAGCUGGAGAUCCCUGACUUCAGUAACUCCGUCCUGAGCCACCUGAACCAGCUCCGCAUGCAGGGCCGCCUGUGCGACAUCGUGGUCAACGUCCAGGGCCAAGCUUUCCGCGCUCACAAGGUGGUGCUGGCCGCCAGCUCGCCCUACUUCCGCGACCACAUGUCCCUCAAUGAAAUGAGCACCGUCUCCAUUUCCGUCAUCAAGAACCCUUCUGUUUUCGAGCAGCUCCUUUCCUUUUGUUACACCGGGAGGAUAUGUCUGCAGCUGGCCGACAUCAUCAGUUACCUAACGGCCGCCAGUUUCUUGCAGAUGCAGCACAUCAUAGACAAAUGCACGCAGAUUCUCGAAGGCAUUCAUUUCAAAAUUAACGUGGCAGAGGUGGAAGCGGAAUUGAGCCAGACCAGGACAAAGCAUCAGGAGAGACCGCCAGAGUCUCACCGGGUGACGCCAAAUCUAAACCGUUCUCUGAGCCCGUGUCACAACACCCCGAAGGGGAGUCGCUUGGGCCAGGUUAGCACCGUGCUGGAUAUUCGGGAGCUCAGCCCGCCCGAGGAGUCCACCAGCCCCCAGAUCAUCGAGCAGAGUUCGGACGUGGAAAGCAGGGAGCCCAUCCUGCGCAUCAACAGAGCGGGACAGUGGUACGUCGAGACGGGCAUGGGAGACCGGGGCGGACGGAACGACGACGACGUCCGGGUGCUGGGAGGAGUCCGCAUCAAAACGGAGAACCUGGAGGAGUGGCUGGGGGCAGAGCAUCAGCCCUCUGGAGAAGACGGGAGCAGCGCGGAGGAGGUCACGGCUAUGGUGAUCGACACCACGGGCCACGGGUCGCUGGGCCAAGAGGCUUAUGUGUUGGGGUCCUCCGGGGCCAAAGUGGUCCGGCCAACCAGCAGCGAGAUCGACAGAUUUAGCCCUUCUGGCAGCAUGGUUGCUGUGACUGAGCGGUACAGAUCAAAAAGCGAGUCUCCCGGGCGGAUGGAUGAGCCCAAGCAGCCCAGUUCCCAGGGGGAGGAAUCGGCCAUGCUGGGAGUGAGCGGUUACGUGGAAUAUCUCCGGGAGCAGGAGGUUUCGGAGCGCUGGUUCCGCUACAACCCCCGACUCACGUGCAUUUACUGCGCCAAAUCCUUCAACCAGAAAGGCAGCCUGGACCGGCACAUGCGUCUCCACAUGGGCAUCACGCCUUUCGUCUGCCGCAUGUGCGGGAAGAAGUACACCCGCAAGGAUCAGCUGGAGUAUCACAUCCGCAAGCACACGGGCAACAAGCCCUUUCAUUGCCACGUCUGCGGCAAAAGCUUCCCUUUCCAGGCCAUCCUCAACCAGCACUUUCGCAAGAACCACCCUGGCUGUUUGCCUCUGGAGGGGCCGCACAGCAUCUCCCCCGAGACCACCGUCACGUCUCGGGGGCAGGCGGAGGAAGAAUCUCCUCCGCAGGAGGAGGCUGUGGCCGUGGGGGAGACGGCACAGGGAUCCGUGUCCACAACCGGGCCGGAUUGAAACACGGCUGACGAGUCUCUGGGGAGAAAGGACCGUCUUCCCGCUUUUUUUUUGGCUCUAAAGAGUCAGCACCAACCUGGCAGGCUGGUACUGUAAUUAGUGCAAUGCCACCACUGGACAGAAAGAAGCUCUCAAGAUGUUGCCAAAAUUGCAAAAUCUUUCUCUCACACAUCCACACACCCACACGUAGAGUGUUCAAAGUUUUUCUCCCUUAUUCCUCCUCCUCUCGGAGAAAAACAAAACAACUGUGUCAAUCAACUUCUUAUUCAGGGAUCGACAGGAUUUUACAUUUUUUUAAUGUUCCGUAGCGAUCUGGGACGAACAGUCAUUUCUGUUUCUCGGCGGUGUUUUGGCCCAGCAGCCAGGUCAGCCGUGCAGAGCCGGUGAGUCCGGCCUAUCUGCUGGGCCAGCCCAAGGGGAGAGCAGGGACACGGGGCCGUUGCCUUCCUCCGUUCCCCAGGUAGUUAAACGAAAGCAAAACGACUGUCCUGGUGGAACCGGCCUUGCCCGACUGUAUUUAUCCCUGUCUUAUUUUUGGUGUGUCUCUUACCUUUUUAAUCUUACUCUUUCAGGGCUUUUGGCUUGCCCAUUCCAGGCGCGCGGCCUUAAUGCCCCACGUUAAAAGUGGGCACGGCUACAAAGCCAUGUUCUAGAGGUCGGCAAAAUUUGAAGCAGUUCGGCUACCGAAAGUGAAAUUUAGGAGCGGCGAGGCUUGUGUGGGACUCUUGUCGCAUUGGGAGAAGGGUCGGAGGGGUCUUUUGGAGGAGGUUGUCCUUUGCUGUCUCUGAUCUGGAGAGUUCAGAGCACUCAGGCGUCCUGAGCGGUUCUUGCUUUGGGUGUUGCCGAGCGUUAGGAAAAGGUUUUCUGGCCUGGCUGAAUUGCAGAGUUAGAGGCCUGGCUACCAAAGUCCUUCACCCCUGCUCCCCCCUCGACACGCACUUGAUCUUUUCUAACAGCAAUACGGUGUACGGAAAUGCUGUCGUCCCAGCCCAGCAAUCGUGGGUGGUUGCUUUUAAACGUGUUUCUACAAACUAGUUUGAUAACUUUUUUUAUCGAUGAAAUGCAAAAAGAAAAGAAAACCCUACUUUAUUUCCUCGUAACGGUUCAGGAAACUUAAAAGCAAACGGUUCCUAGAGCAAUCACAACCCUGUCCCCUUGCAUGGACUUAAACUUUUGUAUUCUAAGCAGCUCUGAUGUUUAGAGCAAGUUAAGCAAACCCGGAGAGACAUGCCUGCGUUGUGUAUUGUAGGUCGUGCUUACGUGUUUCAUAAACGGAAAAGCAUGGGACAGGUAGAUAAGUGCAAAUAUAUCGACAUCUUUUGAAGAAGUCUUUUAAAAAAAUAUGCAAUACUUUAGGAGUUUUCUCUGGUUCUGAUGCCGAGUUGUUGACGGUGGAGGGGGAGAAUGAACGACAGGUUGCACGGAUUGGGUUCGGACGUUUGGUUGAAGGAGUUCUCUUGAGGAUGCGUGACAUCUACGAUAAGGAAGGAUGAAGGAUCCUUGAGGUGAUGGGAGGAACAAUGAGACACUGAAAAAGGAAUUCACUUGGUCUUGCUUUGCAAAGCAAGCCUGGCGAGCGCUCGGAGCCUGCGCUUGGCGGGCAGGAGACUUACCGAGGGAAAGUAAAGCCCCGCAGUCUGACUGCACGAUUUUGGGCACGUGGAAACCUCUCCAGCCCUCGCUUCCCCCACCCGCAAACCGGGACUCGGGAUCGUUUUCCUGCCCCUUCAGAGGGAAGGAUUUGAAGGAGGGUGUUGUAUUCUUGCCUGGCUUUAUGUAUUUUUCCUCUUUUGUAAGCGAGGGGUCUCACUGUUCCUCCCAGUUCUCUCUCAACAAGCAGACGUGGCUGUAAUGUUCUGUUUGUGUGUGGGGAAGGGCUUGGUGCCAGGAUCGCGUCUAACGGGGACGUGCUCCUCAGAGAAGAACCUUUGCAGGUUACAAAGUACAAUUUCAUUGACCAUUUCAAACAGGAAAACUGAUCGUUCACCUCCGUUUUCCUUCUGUCCCUUCUUCCUCCUCUCGUGUCAAGUGAACGGUUUUCUAGUGGCUGCUCGAGGGACCAGCCCCGCUGGGUUUCCCGUCAAAGGUCAAAAGAAUUGUACUGAAACGGUAACGUUGCCAGAGAGCAGUCGCAGAAGCUGAGAGAUGAGAGGGUGAGGAGGAGCGGAGGUGUGUAGGGUAUGCUGCUUUAGUUAUAGCUUUUGAAGUUACCAAAAAUCCAGAAGAAAAAGAAGUUAAAAACUUUGAAAUCCUAUCCUGUUCACACUAGAGAGCAUCAAAAGUUACUUUUAGUUGCUUAAAAGAUUUUUAAGUGUUUUAAAAUAGAACUUUUAAAAGAAUACUACCAAACUAUAAAAACAUAAAGUUAUUUAUAUACAUAUAUUAUAUAUAAAUAUAGUGGGAAAGUUUCCCUGCUAAGCUUGCUGUGAAGAGAAGGGUGAAGGUGCAGUAACUGCUAUCCAAGCAACGCUUUUCUGAAAGAACAGACGGCAACCGCUCCAUGGAAGCGCAGUGAGGAAGGGCCGACAGAAACUGGUGGAUGCCGUGAUUUGUGCGGCACAGCCGUGAGUUUCCCGAGCAGGUGUUUGUUUUACUGUAUCGAUACUGUGAAGGGAGGAGCGUCCCAGCCGCCCGGGAUGCCGCUGGCGCGUCCCGUCUUGCCGAUUCACCGGGUUGAAAACCGUGGAAUUGGUCCUUCAUAUCGUGCUAGGCUGGUCUGAAAACAAAGCUUGUGAAAGGUUUUUAUUUUCUUUUGGUUUUCCUCUUUUAUGUUUCUUUUUGUUGUUAUUUUUGGUGCAGAGGUUGCCACUGUAUAAACAAUCAUUUCUGAUUGCAUGCAAAAGAGCCAAUAUUCUUGCCCGGGCCUCGCUGAGGUGAAGUUUAUAGCUUGUAGCUAGAGUCAGUAUAGGGUAUGGUAGCGGGAAUCAUUUUAAUAUUAUUUCUGUACAUUUAAUGGAUGUGUAUGUGUAUGUACGUGUGGGAAUCAUGAUGUCUCUAAUGUUUUCUUGAGCAGCGCUGAAAGCAGUUUAGGCCCAUCCGCACUAGAAGAUGGAACCAGUUCAGAAGGAAUCAUUUCGUUAUUAAACUUUUCUUUCAGUGGUUGACUUCCUCAGUGCAGAUGAGGCCGAGGUUCGAGAAAAAAGGGCUUGGAGGUCGUAUACGGUAUGGAAAAAACCUCAUGUGAAUUUUCCAGCAGUGGUGUAGCUACUUGGAGCUGCUUUUAGUAGCAGAACGCGACCAUCUCUCGUUGCCUCUCCAUCAGUAAGCUGUGUAGUCCUUCACGGCUGCGCCGAAGCCGCGGAGAAUCAGCUGCCGGCUUUCUAAGCACAAACGCUUCCACGGUGGGUUGAGGCACGGCUUUGCAUUUCCACGCCUAGCUGCAGCUUUUUCCCCUCUGCCAAAACUGUGAUUUCAACUGUGAUUUAAGGAGGAUGUGAAGAGAACUCUGUCGUAUUUUAAUACCUCUGUAUGUAACGUUUCUGUCCGCUUCAGAGUUAGAGCUUACUAACGCGUUUGUUCGCUCACCUCAGGCAACAGAGGGAACGCACUCUGAUUUCUGCAGUUUCCCUUCUCGGAAGGUGAACACAUUUCUUAGUUCUUUGCUGCGGCCGAGAAACCUUUCAAAUGUGAAGCGUUGCGGUGAUCUUGAGCCUGCAGAAAGCCCCGGUGCCAAGUCACCGCAGAGCAACGUGACGGUCGCCGUGGCCGUUCCCUGCUGCUGCCAGGUUCCCUGUGAACAGCUGUGAAAAUAACCAGAAUUGUGUUAAUACUGUGCUGCUGCUUUGGGGAAAAGCUAAUCUUCCGCUCGGGAGGAUAACCGAUGUGAAGCUGGGGAGAGGGAAAAAGCACAAGGUCUUUUUUGCUCUCCGGCGGUGGGAGUGUGUGAAAGCAAAACCGUGCCUCUGAUUUCCAGCAGCUAGACAGAGAGGGAUGAGUGAGGAGGCUUUAUGAAAUGUGAAUUUGUAACAGGAGGCUGAGAACACACUUAGGGCCGCUUUGUAAGAUCCAGGGAUAUCAACCUGGUAGGAUCCGAGCAGCUGAUGCGGCCGGGCUGUGCCUCACGUGUCCUCCCGGUGUUGUCCGGCCAUCGGGUUCAGUCCUUGGACUUACCUACAUCUUCUCUACAAUAUUUCCAAGCUGUGAUCUGUAAAAUUGAACUUUCGGAGACUUGGGUGCUUGAAGGGCAGGAGGAAUAGAAAGUGUUGUGUCUCUGCUGCUGUUUGAAAUCCAUCUGUCCCAUCUGACAGCUCUUUGGAGCUGGAACUGUGUUUGAAACGAUCUGCGGUCUUGCUGGAAAGCGUGAUAGGGAGGGUACAGAGCCAGGAGUUCAGCCCUCGGGGAGAUCAAGGUUGAAAUCAAUGGACGGGACAGAUCUCUCUGCUCGUCCUGCUCUGUUCUGUGACAGCUGGGUGAAUUUGUUUUCCAGGGCAGGCUGUGCCGUGUCUCUGUGACGUGGUAAUGUCACCUAAAAGUGCGGUACCCGGUUCAGUAGAUGCUUCUACGCAGUCCGGUCUUGGGGCAGAGUCCUUCUGCCGCCUUCAGCCCUAACAAAGCAUUUGCAAGAGCAGAGUUGUAGCUUUUAUAACAUUUGCUGCUGACUUCAUCUCUCCCGCAGAACCCAAUGUACAAACCGAAAGACAGCUGGAAAGGUGGAGUUUGGGUGGAUGGGAGUUUGUGAAGUAGACCGAGUCAUGCACCUUUAAAACCAACAAAAACUAGCACCCCUUAAACUUAGUCUUUAAACUUUAUAACAUUUUCCUCUCCGUGACGUGCCUCCCAAUUUAGCCAUACCAGCAUCCGCAUAUUUCUGCAGAUUAGCGACACCAGAUACCGUUGUUGCUCUACUGGAAAUAUUUUGGGGAUGGGAGAAGUCAAGGAGCUGUAAUUCAGGAGACUUCUAAUUUUUGCCAAGGUAUGGGCUCUCGGUUUCCCCCGGGACCACAGGCAGCAAGUCUGGGCUCUAUCGAUGGCGCUGCCGCCGGCGUAACCUCGUCUGGUGAUAACGAUGCUCUCAGAGAUGAGCAUUGCUCCUGUCCCGAGGGGAGAUCCAUCCUCAGAGCUUUGACGCCUUCAGUGGAAGGUCCUAAAGAAGAGCUCAGUUUUAAUCAUCGUCAUUCAAAGGAUAUUUUAAUAUCAAAUACAUACAUAUAUAUGUAUGUACAUUUAUAGAUAUAUAUAUAUAUUUGUAACCAAAUAGAAGCUAGAACUAUGCAAACGCUACUGGCUGUUGCUUGAAACUAAUGUCUACCAGAACACUUUGGAAUAGGGUAGAUUUGUUCAGGUUUAUUUUCUUUUUAAAUAAAACGCAGCAGGCCAAAGUUUUGCUGUGAUUAGUCUUACUAGAAACUUAGGUUAUUCCUAAUUUGGAACCUGCUCAAGUGGGUUUUAAAAUUAUCUGAAGAAUCCUGCCAUCUCUAAAAUAUUUCCACCUGCUUUGGUAUUAUUGCUACCAGGCUUUAUUUUGUGAAACAUAGGAAAACACAGAGGCUGGGAUGAGGAGAGAUGGAAUGUGAUGUUUGGGGCGAUAGUUUGAAGAGAAGUAGAAUCAAGGAGGAACUGGGAGCAUUUUGGUUUGGACGUAGGGUUGAUUUGGCUUUGAGGAAUCUUCCUACUUGUGCAAACGUUGAGGUGGAGGCGGCGAUCGGAGCAUCACCGGGUUGGAUUCUGGUAUUGGGAAUCUGCCCGCUGAAUCCGGUGGUACCGGAGUUUAGUCUGCUAGGAGAAGUUUCUUGUGGUUUCUACCAUUUCUUUGUGUCAGAGCCGAUCUUUGCUUUUAGGAUUAACUGUAACCUUCAGUGACUUUUUAUUCCUGAGGACUGUAGAAAAUUCAGGUUUCCGAUAACAUUAUCCUCAUCCCAACUGUGAACAAGUUACUACUGCUUCUUAUAAUUUAUUGUCUUUCUGUUCCUGAACGUCUGUGUGAUCCAGCUGUUCACCAGCGCCACUUUCCAGCACUUCAUUAGCUUUUAUGCACAGGGAAUUGUUGCAAUGGAUACGUUGACCACGCUAGUUGGAAGAGUAGAAGCCUUUGGAGAAUGACUUUUACUUCCUCUAGCUGUCAUUAGGGAGUGCACACACACAUACCUGUAUAUACAUAUAUAUGUAGACAUAUAUAAAGUGUUUCGAUAUAAACUCAUUUAGCAUUAUUCUUACUUAAUUUAUAUUUUAAUCCAGUUGUAAACCAAAGUAUUACUGCUUGUCAAAUGAUGCGUCUCGGAAAUAGGAGGAACCUUUUCAGAUGGGAGCCCUGAUUGAUCUUUGCUGGCAAAAAUGUGGAUACGAAUAAGACUUAGGAACAUGUGCUGAUGAAUCCUAGAGAUUUGCAACCUUGGGAGGAUUUCAGACUGACUUGCUGGGUAAAGUUUGAUGCUGGGGAGGUCAGCGUGAGUUAUCAUUUAAAAGUGUGGCUUGGCGACCUCUCUGCAGCUGGACUUCUGCAUCAGAAUCACUUUGGAGUCUCUGCUGCCCUUCUGGUUACAAAACCUGGGGCUUCUGCCCUGUCUCUUGCAUUGGGGUGCUGUAAGGAUGCUCAAGGACUUGCCUGUAGAAUGGCUUAAAGAAAUCCCCUGCAAGGGAAAAUGAGGCAGGAAUUUAGGUGCGGGUUUGCUGUAGAAGCUGUAAGAUGGAUCUAAAGUGAUUCUGCGUGGUCCUCUGCCCGACCCUUGCCUUGUACAUGCAGGGUCUGGGUGCAUUCUUGGAAAAACACGUAUAAAGGAGGAGACAGGGUGUCUCGGCGCCGCUUCUGCCCCCAUUCCCUUUGAUUUGCUGUUCCGUGCUGCGGUAUCUGAUAAGGGUCGGAGCCGAAGGUGUUGGUGGAGCUGAAGGCUUGGGAACUGCAAGGUUUUUCACAAUACUUAAUGUUUUUGUAGGAAGACAAGUAUGUUCUGGCAAGCCUAGAGAUGGAGAAGACAGCAGAUCAGACUGUAGCCCGGCACAACUGGGAGCUAGAGAGAACAGGCCACAGAAACGAACACUAACGUAUUUAGUGUCUAAUUUACAGUUUUAGAAAAUAGGUUUUUGCUAUUUACUGAUGUCUAGAGGUGCUUUUUUUUCAGUAACCUCCGUGGAGGUGCACGUUCUGCUGUCACCAAUGGAAAUGAAUAGGUUCAAAGAUAAAAUCUUCCUGAUUUUCUUGUGCUGGGCAGUAACUGCCUUUCCAAGGAAUUAGCAAACGCUGUGAACAAAUUCACCUCUAACAAUCUCCCGCAGGCUUGGCAGCGGCUGCGCUUCCUCCUGCUCUUCUGCUCAGCCUGCAGGGUCUCUUUUUAGAGAAGACUUCCCUGCAUCCUUUCUUUUGAGCAAGGUGAUGGUCCGUCUACCUUUGUCGAUCGAGUAGGUUCAUCUAAUGCUCCCCAGCAGGAUCCGCGCGUAGUUGCAGCUCAUGGUACAUCAAACCAGCCACGUGCAGUACAAUUUUUAGCAACUAGAUCUGGUAAAUAUAAAAAGACUGCAAGCUAAUCUAGUCCUAAUCGCCGUCGCCAGGUACCACGGGUUGAAUAUAAGACCUUUUCUGCACCAUGUACCGUACCAGUGUGUAGCAACAUCAUCCGUCACAUCAAAUUCCCUUUGGUUGGGGCAUCGUGUAAGCAACCUCAGUGCAUAUACAUAUAUAUCAUUUUUUUUUAACAAGGAGAUAGCCCUUUCCACUUAAAAUUUCCCAAGUUGAUUAUAAAGUAGCACUGGUGUCAGCACACAGAAUCCUGUGUUUCCUCGGUGUUCAGUGGGUUGGUGGAACGUAAGGCUUUGGGUGAGCGGGUUGUGAAUGCGUGCUGCUGGCUGGCCCCCUCAUCGUUCUGAUGGCUUUGGACAUGGACCAAAAACUACUAUUUAUUUUAAAGCUUUAAUUCUUUUCAUGGAAACGUUGAAAAGUCUUAGCUCCCUCCCUAAUGAUUUUUAUGUUCUGGUAAAUUCUCAUCCGGCAUCAGUUUGUGAUCUAUGAACAAUUUCUAUAAUACCCACCAGAAGGACUUUGUAGGACUUUGCAGAAGGUUCAAAACCUGUGUCUGUAGGAGGUGACGGUUGUAAGGUGUUUUUUCUGCUGCCAUAGAGGCUGGGAGGCACGAGGAGGGGUGUUUGUGGAGAGCCGGUCCCUGUCGCAGUGUGGAUUGAGUUGCUGGUGGGAUUUUCUUGGGAUGUUUUCCUUGUGGCUUCCCAUUGCAUGAGCACUUCAGCUCCCCAAUUCAGUAACAAACACCAGACUCCGCUGCCUUCGGCAUCAGGAACACAGUCAGGACUGACGGACAGCACAGGGAGCCUGCGGGGGGAUCUUAGGAAGGGAAUCGUGAACCAAAAAGUUGGGUUUGUCAAAGGCUUUUGCAAAUGCGGAGUUAAACCUGCUUUUGGCAGGGCGGUGGAGUAGGUCUGGGGGUUUGGGCUCUUAACUUCUAUUCAGAUCCUUGUUUUUGCAGGGUGAGAUGGGCCGUUUCAGAAAUUUGGGCAAGGAAAAGCGGUAGCGUUUGAACACUGUGUUCUCAUUCCAGGUUUCCACUAAGACCCACAGCAGGUAUGUCAAUGCCAUCGAUGGGGCGGAUGGGGAGCCGGGGGGUGCUGGGUGCCCCGGGCUAGAGAUCCCCCACGUAAAUGGGCACCUUUGAAAACCAAAAGGAUGGUGAACUAUUCCCAAAAAGUGGUCUGAGCUGUGCCCGUUGAGCUUGCAGGGCAGGAGUUUUCUGAUCAGCUGGCUGAGAUAACUGUUGAGCCUGGAGAAACGGCAGCUUAAGGGAGAGCUCAGCACCAUGUGCCAGUAUUUUAACAGGUGGCUGCAAAGCAGAUGGAGACCCCUUGUUACAAGGGGGCCCAUGGAAGAUAUGAGGGGUGAUGGGUACAAGUUACCCCGGGGAGAUUCUGGUUGGACAUAAGUGGGAAGUUUUUCCCCUAUGAGAACAAUUGGCCAUUGGAAUCAUCUCCCACAAGAGUGGUGGAUUCCCCAACACUGGACACUUAAAAUUCAGUUGGAUAGGGUGCUGAGCCAGCUUGUCUAGACUACACUUUCGCCAAGAAAGGUUGGACCAGAUGAUCCUUGUGGUCCCUUCCAACCUGGGAUUAGUGUUGGGAGAGGAGUGGGCAUGGAGGGAAGGAGAAUACUGUUAAUCCGAACCUGGUGAUGGGGACCUGCUUACAUCAUGGAGAGCUUGAUUCACAUCACACCUCUGACAAAGCCGGUUUUAUUGUAUUUCCUCAGAAGUUUUUAGGAGUGGUGGCAAAUCUCCCUCCAGCCACAGACGUGUUGCCCUUUCCCUGUGCGCUGAUCAGCGCCGCAAAGGCUUCAGCCCACAAAACGACAGAAAACAGCAGCACUUCCACCACGCAGAUGUUUGCCUGUGUUAGCUGGGGUUUCUUCAGAUAGCCAGGGACACGCCGUCUGAGUCGUUCUAACGGGGAGAUCUGCAAAGUGCAAGCAAAAAUAGCAAGGAAAGGAGGCUGGCUUAGCAGGGAGGAGGGAGACACCCGAAAUAAGCAGGGGGCUCAUCUGUUUUCAGCACUGGCUGGGGCUAUUGGCAAUGAAAACCAAGAGGCGUUGGGCAGAAUGAAAAAGCUGUCCUACGGCGUUAGAGCGUCACCCGCGUUCUCUGGCCUGGAGCCACGAAUGGGGGGUGAAGGAAAACCAGUCAGUCGCUGGCAGAGGCAGGUUUGCUGUGAAGUGCCGUAUUCUGGAUGUUACAUUUUCUAGCGUGCGUUCAAGCUGUUGUAAACAAGUUUGCUUCCGUUUCAGCGCUCUCUGCUUUUACCCGUGUCAUUUCUUCUGUUUAAACUCAGCAGCCAAGGGGACACUGCAGAGAAGACGGAGCCAAGCUCUUCUCAGAGGCAGGCGGUGGAAAGAGGAGCAGCGGUAGGCAGGAGGUUAUACCAGCGAGAUUCAGGUUAGGUAUUACAUUUUUUCACUGUGAGUACAGCCAAACAGUAUUGGAACGGGUUGUCCGGAGAGGCUGGGAAGUCUCCAUCCUGGGAGAUACUUGAGACUUGACCAGGCAAGAGUUAGUCCUACUUUGAGGGGGGAGGCAGGGCUGGGGCCCCAGGGUCCUCCUCCCACCCUCCCUGUGUCUGGGCUUCUCCAUCACUCCCCUGGAGUAUAAAUAUCACCCACCGCCUGCUGCAAAACGCAAGACAAAGGAUAGUGGUUUAUCCUACCAGUGUAUUCCAGUUACAAUUUUUUUCAUUUGUUAAUGAUUAAUCCGUGAAAUAGCAUCUUGGGUGCCACAGUCUGUGGAAUCCAGCAGCUCCCUAUGCGUGACUGCAGCCUCCGGGUUCCUGUUUCCAUCGGACUACGCCAAGCUGUAUUGUUGUUAAUUUUUUUAGUGUUAUAACGUAAAAAUGGGCAGCUUUAAUGGGCUUCCUAGUUCAUAUCAGUUAAGCUUUUGAAACGUAUUCAGGUAUCUUUUAAAUACUGCUGUGUAAGUUCCUUGUUUAAUCUGAUAUAUUCUGUUAUUUUACUGCAGGUAUCUAAGGCAGUACUUUAAAACAAAGAAAAUCAGUGCAUUAAUUAUUUGCAGACUGUCAGCAAUGUUAAGCCUCUAUCUUUACUUAGUUUUUGCCAAUGUACUUAACCCCCCUUCCUCCUCAGAUCCAUGGUUACGCGUCUUCGUUAUUUUUAUAUUGUAGUGAAGCUUAUUUAUUUAAACCUUCCGGUUACCUUUGCAGUCAGACCCAGUACCAUUGGCUAUGAAACUGUGAAACUAAUUAGAAACAAAAAAUGAAGCUAGAUUGGUUAGUUUUACUACUGGUUGUAAAAUAGCAGCAUAAAACAAGACAAAUACCAUUGAAAUUGCUCAGUCUGGGGCAGGGGGAGGAAUCGCAACACUACAGCUGAGAAGCUUCUUGGAAAUGAGUUUUAACCUGAUGCUGUUAGUUCCCUGGUCAAGUUUAAAAAGUUGUGUUUAGCCUGAGGGCUGUGUUGGGGUCUGUUCGUUCACCCACGUGCCUGGGGCAUUGGUUUGAGAUGGGAGUUUGUGCUCCCGUUGUGCUGUUUUCUUAGCACUCACAUGCCUAAGGAAACUCUGUGGAUUACUGUGAAGCUUUUACUUAAUACUUUAUUGCGCGUCAGAAGGUUCUGAGAGCUGGAGCUGUGCUGUUUGGGAAGCAAUUUUCUGGCUUGCAGGUGAAUUUAGGAUGGAGAGCAGAAUUUUGUCAUACCUUUUGCUUAAGACUAAUUCCUUUCGGCUCCCCUGGAGUUCUUGCCUGGACAGAAAGCUGAUGGGCAACAGCUUCCAGAGUGACGUUGUCACAGGGCAAGCGCCUCCGAGAAAUCAUCUGAAGCGAAAGGGGAGCGUUGUCACGCAAAUAACGCACGUUUCUUUUGUGUUCGUGUACGUAAAAUUGCUGACAGUUAGGACAGGCCGAGGGGUGCGAGAGUAAUCCCGCUUGGUGGCAAAACAGGGACUUAUCUGAGUUAGGAGAAGCAUAAUACGCAGCUGUAUGUUUUGUGGGAACGUAUUCCUCACCUUGUGCCCCAUGCUCACAGGGAGGGUCAGCGAAGAACAGGAGGAGACCGUAUCAGAGGUUAGUUUGCAGGAAUGAAAGCAAGUUAUUCAAAGUCCUGCUUUUGUCUAAAAAGGGAUGCGGUUUUCCCCUGAGCUUCUGGUGUCUCAAACAGGAGCUGAAGCUCCCAGUUGUCUGCCGAGCCGCCCUCUGCCCCCCGUUCCCCCCGUGUCACCCCAUUUCCCUGUACAACACUGUGAACGUGACACUGGGAGCUCUUUGUAACGGUUCCACUCAAACCGCCCAGAGCAUGAAAUGCUGUCCCACGCGGUCACACCGCGAUGCUGUAGCGGAUGAGCUGUGACAAUAACCCCCAAAGAGGGGCCCUGGCGAUCAAGCGCUUCCUCGCCGAGCAGGGAAGAGCAGAGCAUCAGAACAGGAGGUAACAACGUAAGCGGCUUCGUAUAGCGAUUUACUAAUCAGAUUUCAUUUCGUAAUGAACUAAACUGACAAUCAGUUCCUAAAAAUAUAGAAGCCUCUUAGAGGGAAUAGUCAAGUAUGUCUUCAACAGAAAGAUUUAAGUGGGAUAACUUUUAAUAAGGAGCACAGGAUUUAUUUUCCUUUCCUUUUUGUUUUUUGAGCAAUCGCUCUAGAAAUUACGUUGCGUUAAGCAGCAGAAGAUUCACAGGACAGUAACUACCUCUCUCUCUUGGAGUGCUGAGGUUACCACGCUACACACUCUAUCAGCAAAGCUUUCACUUAAAUAAAACAAAAUAGGUUUGUUUUUCCUUACCUCUGUGUUUCAGAAAUGCAGGUCUGCUCUGUAAAGUGACUCUAUGAAAAUGGCAUCUGGCAGGAGCAGGGGGGGGACCUUUCGUGGUCCUUCGUCCCCUGUUUCUCGCUGUGACCCUCACGGGUUCGCUCCGGGGCUGCGACAGCUCGUUUGCGUUAUUUCACGUAUUUCUGCGUUAUAACAAGCUGUCCUGCGGGCUCAGCUUCCUGCACUGGGAAGUUAAUUAACGGUGUGGAAGGUAAGAGGAGAAUCCAUCUCCCUCCAAGGGAGCAGGCAGCAAGGAAAGAAAAGCAAUAAAUAAACAAAACACUUUUAUAUGUUGGUCAUUAGUCAGCAGAUCUAACUCUGCGAAUUUAUAUAGCUAUAUAUACGUAAGAAUACAUACAAGAGAGCAGAUCUCUCCUGUGAAAAGGUGCCAUUUUUUUUUUUCUAAACAAGAGUCCCUUUCCAAACUAGAACAGCACUUUAAAUAGGUUCCUCUUAGAAAAAUAAAAAGAAGAAAAUAAAAAGAAGAAAAAAAGAAGAAAAAAAAAAGAAGAAAAAAAAAUCCUUUACUGAAGAAAUGCACUUUAAACCGUAGGAGGAGCGUGGCUGCCGCUGGCACGCGGCGCAGCUGCGCGGGGCGCGGGAGGGAGCGACGUGUCCGCACAGCCCAGCAGCUCUGCGGCAGCUCUACCUCCGCUCCAGCGCCAGCGGGCCCGGCGCACGCCGGCCUGCCCCCGCGCUUUCAUAAUCGGUCAAGAAAUCACCCCCCCUUGCCUGUAGAGAACAUCUACAUCCCAUUUAUGCCAGGUCAGAAUUUACACCCAGCGACAACGCAGCAGACGGCCCGUCCACAGGCACAGGGCUGAGCUGAGCAAGCAGAGCCACCACAAAGUUGUUACUGGGAGUGUUGUUCUGGUUUGGUUUCUUUUUCCCAUAAUGUGGAUAUGGAACCCUAGUCAGCUCAGUAUUUUUUAUUUUCAAUCCAAGUUUGUCUGUCCCACAUUGAUUCUGCUCUGAGCUGGUUUGCAGAGUAACCAUUCGUAAGAAAAAUUGUGCUGUCGCCUUCAACUGUUCAUAUAUAAAUCAGGCUUUUUAGGACAGGUGUCCUAACACUCAAGACUUCCUUUCACAGUUAAGAAGUUUCCUGCUGUACUAAUUAUUCUCCUUUUGUUUUUUAAUUAAUGUUUUUUUUGGUUGCAAUCCUUCUUUUCAAAGAGAAGUAAAAAGUCAGUGUUCACACUAGCGUGCAGUAGGUUGAACCGUGAGCCUGCUGCGUGUAUCUUGUGGCGAUCAGACUGUUCUGAAGUGAUGGUACAAGCUGUUCCCAAGCUGGUCCUUCACCAUCACCUUCCUCUUCCUCCUCCAGUGCAGCUGGAGGGGGUGGGCAAGGGUGGGGGAGAACCAGAGCUGGGGAAGGGGGAAAGAACACAACGGUAGAGGGGACUGUACAAUUGCAAUGAAAGCAGUUUAGCAAAACAAAGUUUUUUAAAAAAAGCUCUUGUUGGACAGCUUUAAGAACAAUGUGAAUGAAAACUUAGCAACUUGGGUAGGAAUCUUGGAAAAUUCUAUAAAUGUAUACUUGAAAUUCUGUUUGUAUUAAAAAGAAAACAAAUUGAAUUUUCUUCUUUCUUUUAACACUGUGUAAAAGAACAUUAUGCAUGUGAGUGGUUUGAGAAUUAAAUGGUUUAAUACUCA